GCGGACCGACUGCGGGGCGGACGGUGAACGCAGGGAAGCUGUUUAGCUCUGGCCAGACGGGUCCGAUCCCCGCCGUCGUUGCCGCCAUGACCGGGCUGGCGCUGCUCUACUCUGGGGUCUUCGUCGCCUUCUCUUGCAUGCUCGUCGUGGGAAUCUGCUACACCAUUUUUGACUUGGGCUUCCGCUUCGAUGUGGCAUGGUUCCUGACUGAGACUUCCCCCUUCAUGUGGUCGAACCUGGGCAUUGGUCUAGCAAUCUCCUUGUCUGUGGUUGGAGCAGCCUGGGGCAUCUAUAUUACUGGCUCCUCCAUCAUUGGUGAGGGUGAAGGCCCCAGGAUCAAAACCAAGAACCUGGUCAGUAUCAUCUUCUGUGAGGCUGUGGCCAUCUAUGGCAUCAUCAUGGCAAUUGUCAUUAGCAACAUGGCUGAGCCUUUCAGUGCUACUGACCCCAAGGCCAUUGGUCAUCGAAACUACCACGCAGGCUACUCCAUGUUUGGAGCUGGCCUCACAGUGGGUCUGUCUAACCUCUUCUGUGGAGUCUGCGUGGGCAUCGUGGGCAGUGGGGCCGCCCUGGCUGACGCACAGAACCCCAGCCUCUUUGUAAAGAUUCUCAUCGUGGAGAUCUUUGGCAGUGCCAUCGGACUCUUUGGGGUCAUCGUUGCAAUCCUUCAGACUUCCAGAGUGAAGAUGGGUGACUAGAUGAUCUGUGUGGGUGGGGCUGUGCCCUGCUCUUAUUUAUUGCUGGUUUUCCUGGGACAGUUGGAGCUGCGCCCCUCAACCUUUCGGGGGCCUUAGUGUUCAGGGCCUUCCCUGCACUCACCUCUCACUGCCUGUUGACUUGGAGGCACUGCGAUCCAGGCUGAAUCUCCACUGUGGGGGAAUGAGCUGUUGACGGCAACUGUGUGUGCAGCUGUGCACCCCCAACCCAUCUUCCCAGUGUUUGUGAAAUAAAUGUGGUAUUUGUGC
Castor canadensis (American beaver) is the source of this 965-nucleotide messenger RNA. RefSeq names its product ATPase H+ transporting V0 subunit b (gene Atp6v0b). NCBI's taxonomy places the organism in Eukaryota, Metazoa, Chordata, Mammalia, Rodentia, Castoridae. Gene Ontology annotation, biological process: proton transmembrane transport. Gene Ontology annotation, molecular function: proton-transporting ATPase activity, rotational mechanism. Gene Ontology annotation, cellular component: proton-transporting V-type ATPase, V0 domain. The record is from RefSeq and is a predicted model, not a curated record.